UCCAGGUUCGGAUCGAUGGCGGCGGCGGUGGCGGAGGAGGUGCUGCAGCACGUGGGACCCGACCCUCCAGCGGAACAGGCCAACAAUGUGGCGGCGGAAGAAGAACUUGGGGGAGACGACGAAGAGAUCCUGCGGUUCAUGGACUCGGCGGAUGGCUACCUCCUCCUGAUGGACUCGCUUUCCUCCGUUCUUCGGCAGGGUUGGUUUGAUCUGGCAAGCGCUCGUCACUCGAUGGGUGCAUCACGUGUUUCGAGUACCCUGUUUGAUCAUAAGGAGCAAUCUGCAGCCACUAAGCUGCAAGUGGAAUUCUCUGCAGAAUUGCAACCAUCAGAACCAAAUCCGCAUUUUGCUUUGUCAAAGUGGUGCUUGCAAGAUGAAUCUGACUCCAGUGAUGUUGCUGCUGCACAAGAUAGUACUAAACCAAAACUAAGGCACCGAGGAUCAGAAGCUACCCCAGAAGAUGGUAGCAGUGAAUCAGACGCAACUACUGCAAAGUCUUCUACUGGUGCUGACAUCAACAAUCAGGUUCAAAGUGCAAGAUCAAAAGCAUUAUCAGUCUUUGGAGCAUUGGUGUCUCCAAAACUACGAACAACCCAAGUUUCCUUUGAAACAGCACUGGAAUUAAUUGUGGAGUUAGCAAAUUCAAGAUCAACUAUGCUCUCUAGUUUCUCCAAGAUAAAGCAUAAAUCUGGAGUUGCUUCCUGAGUUUGAGGUUUUGUAACCUUGCACGCCAUCUCUUCUUUUUAUGGGACCAGUGAUAUGUAAUCAGCAGCUCUUGUAGAAAAUAUUAUAAUCCUGUUUGAAAUGUGUAUGCAUAGUCAGCAA
Lolium rigidum is the source of this 825-nucleotide messenger RNA. Its product is annotated as coiled-coil domain-containing protein 115-like. Gene Ontology annotation, biological process: vacuolar proton-transporting V-type ATPase complex assembly. Bases 16 to 705 code for a protein of 229 amino acids. The record is from RefSeq and is a predicted model, not a curated record. The transcript is spliced from 7 exons. NCBI's taxonomy places the organism in Eukaryota, Viridiplantae, Streptophyta, Magnoliopsida, Poales, Poaceae. Gene Ontology annotation, cellular component: extrinsic component of endoplasmic reticulum membrane.